GUCUUUUUAUACCUCUUUUUCUCCGGCCGUCAACUGAGCCUCCUAGCCUGAUUAAAUCUUGCUUAUAACAGCCCGCCCAACAUCCGCCGGCCUCUGCGAGGAGGGUCAGUUACAGCCCCGGACAGCAGAGUUUAUGUUACUCAGACUAGCAGCCUUCUUGUCCCCAUUGAAGAACUUCGCACAAAAAUACACCAAAACCCAACUCAAAUUCCCCGCCAUUUUGUGCCUUGACCUCUGACCUCCAAACAAGUAUCAUGGCAGCUUUUGGUUGUAGACUAUUGUUUCCUGUGUUUGGGGAAUGUUGUGGGGCCAUGGUCCCAUUCUUUAUACCGUCUGACCCUUCUGUAACCCGUCCUUAAGCCGUGAAAGGGUUUAUUUUGACGUGGGCUGUGGGUGUAUUCGUCGGAAAGGGGUGCGGUGGUGCACCGAGCGCUCACAGACAGACGGGCGGGGAGGGGGGCAGUGGGGCACCGAGUGGUCCCAGACAGACGGGCGGGGAGGGGUGCGGUGGUGCACCGAGAGCUCCCAGACAGACAGACGGGAGAGGAUGGCUAUCCGGUCCGGUGUGAGGCUCUGGUUGACUCGGAACGUUGUUCUCGGCUCCCUGGCGGUUUCCCUCGCUCUGAACGCCUGGAUUCUGUCCAGUACUCUGCUGCAGCUGGGAGCGGACCCGACCUGUGACGGGCAGAGAGAGACACUGAUCCAGUCCAUGAGGAUACUAAACAACAGACUCCUGAGACAGGAAGGCACAGACGAACCCGCAGUGAUAGGAUCCAAGAUGUCCAGCGGAGACAGUGUCAGCUGUAACAGACCAGGUCUCGUUGACCCAGAAGCUACCAGAGUUUGGGGGAAACCUCGCAAGACCAAAGGUUUUCUAUCCAUAGGCAUUCCAACUGUCCAGAGAGAGAUCAACACCAACUACCUUGACAUCACACUGAACUCUUUAAUCGAGCACACGUCAAAAAGCGAUCAGGAACAGGUCACUAUUGUCAUACUCCUGGCAGACUUGGAUAACGAUUACAACAGGAAACUUUCACUGGACAUUUACCGGAACUACUCCCUGUAUCUGAACAGUGGCUUCAUGCAGGUCGUGCAGGCACCAAAGCAUUUUUAUCCUCCACUGGAGGGGUUGAAGCAGAACUUCAAUGACACACAAGAGCGGGUAAAAUGGCGGUCGAAACAGUGCGUGGAUUUCUCCUUUCUUUUCAGCUACUGCCGUGAUUUGUCCGAGUUCUAUCUCCAGCUCGAAGACGACGUCAUAUCGUCGGAAAAGUACCUGACUGGAAUCAGGGACUUCAUCAAUUCCCAGACAUCCGCCUGGACCAUGCUGGAAUUCUCGGAGCUCGGUUUCAUCGGGAAGCUGUUCAAGUCGUCGGACCUGCAGCGCCUCGCCGACUUCAUCAUGCUGUUUUACCAGGAGAUGCCUGUGGACUACCUGAUCCGCUACUUCAUCCAGCUGCUGCCACACCAGAAGUCCUUCCUGCACCUGCCUUCCCUGUUCCAGCACAUCGGGAAGCACUCCUCCCUCUCGGGGAAAGAGCAGAACCUGGUCGACUCCUUCUUCGUGGACUCCUUGAAGAGGAGAUAUAACGACUCAGACAACCCGUCGGCGGCCGUGAGCACGAACAUCCCGAUCUUCAGGCAGUUCAAGCCGCAGCUGGCGUACAGCGCGGAGCCCGGGUACUUCUGGGCCAAGAGCCCGCUGGCCGGGCAGGCGUUCUUCAUCCUGUUCGAGGAUGCUGCGAGACUCUCCAGGAUCGUCAUAGAGACGGGUUCCGCGGAACAUCCCACGGACGUCCUGGAGAACGGAACCCUAGAGGCCAGUGCACGCCUCUUGUCCGUGAACGAGCUGGACAACACGCCAUACUGCUCCGACUACGUGAAACUCGGAGACUUCAAAAACGGGAGGAUCGAGACGGUAACGCAGAGCAGGGAAGGACUGGGGUCGUUUGAGGUGAAGUGCCUGAAGGUGACGGUGACCAAAGAUCAGCAGGUGUGGCUGCUGGUGAAGGAAAUUGCCGUGUGGACAGUAAAACAGUAACCCACCCCCGUUGUGUAAUGGAAGGGUCCAAAAUGAAACGUAAAGACAUGUAGGACAGCUUGACAGGCUCAAGAUAUUGUUAUUUUAAACAAUGAUAUAACAAUGCAAGAUAGAAAUAUUUUUACAUAUCUUCAUCCAUGAUAUUUAUAUCUGUCUAUCUAUCUACAUGUAUGUACAUCAUUACAUCUACCCAUUUUAUCUAUCUGUCCAUGUCUAUAUUAAUAUGGAAGAAGUUUAUUUGCGAGUUCGUGCCCGAGGGCUAAUUGCAAGUACAUGGUAUAAACAUAGUGACAAUGGACAGUCAUGAACAAUAUUCUACACUAAUACUAGUGCUAUUUCUAAACAGGUUAGGUUUGACUUCUUUUUUGGAAGCAGCGGGAAACGAAAAGCCCCACCUUUUCUAAAAUCUCUCUCUCCAUCUCUAUCCAUCACUCUGUGUCUUUCUCUCUCUCUCACCCAUGCCAGCAAUAUCAAAUUUUAUAAUGCCAAUUUUGCAGAACUGACUAUGCAAAUGUAACACUACACAAAUUGUUGCUUCUGACUUUCUGUAUGUAAGAUGUGUCUGUUUGAUGGAUAUUUUGAUAUGUAACUAGUACCUAUCAUUUCGUAUUUUGUUGUAGGCAAUUGAAUAGUUUUUUGUGCUUUAAUAGCACCAGCUGCAAUAUGGGUCCAUGGUUAGAACACAGAUAUGAGGAGAAUGACUUCAUGUUAUUUUUAAAGUUCAUCUGUGUUGGUAGAAGUUGUUCUGAGUCAAAAGUUGUAUUUGCCGUCCAGAGAACGUUUUUCUACCAAGCAAUGUCCCUGGAACACUCUUUUGUUGACUACCACUCGCAUUUCCACCACUACUGCCUCCUUAAGCAUUCAAAAGGAAACUCCGAGACACUCUGGGCAACCCUUACAUAUCAUGCUAGUUCACCUUUAUCUGCGGGGUGACCUUUAUCCGUACAAGUCUUUAAAAGCAGCACAUUUAGGAGUAUUGAGUCUGCGGACUGUGGU
Messenger RNA from Branchiostoma floridae (Florida lancelet), 3037 nucleotides. RefSeq names its product alpha-1,6-mannosyl-glycoprotein 4-beta-N-acetylglucosaminyltransferase-like. The coding region runs from base 548 to 2041 and encodes 497 amino acids. The transcript has 5 exons. Gene Ontology annotation, biological process: protein N-linked glycosylation. Gene Ontology annotation, molecular function: acetylglucosaminyltransferase activity. The record is from RefSeq and is a predicted model, not a curated record. Lineage: Eukaryota; Metazoa; Chordata; Leptocardii; Amphioxiformes; Branchiostomatidae.